Molecule: messenger RNA, 1418 nt
Organism: Drosophila arizonae
Lineage: Eukaryota; Metazoa; Arthropoda; Insecta; Diptera; Drosophilidae
Biological process (GO): multicellular organismal reproductive process
Source: RefSeq, a predicted model, not a curated record
CAGCGCUCAUUUGAAGAUUUGCAAGCGGUGGGCCGUCAACAACAUAAGUUCGCUGAAUUUUUGUAUCUUUGGCAACUGAAUUGGCUAGCUGUGUGUAGGUGUGUGUUUGACACUGUUUAGCAGUGUGUGUGUGUCCGUGUGUGCGUGUGUGUGYGCAAUUGCAGCAACAAUUGCAGUUAACCGAGAAAACGACGGCAACAACAAACUGUUAAACUCGUGUAGAAAUAAAAGUGAAGCCGGUUUUCAAAAUUACGCAAAAACCAACAAACAAAAAAAAAAGAGUCAAGCGAAAAUUGCCCACGUUUGUAUAAUUGUAUGUGUGUGCGUGUGUGAGAGCAUUUUGUAUCUGUGUUAAAUCAAGCCAAAAACAAAAACUAUUCAAUUUAAACAAGUUUAUAUUGCCAAUUGUGAAAAGUGUUGUCCGAUUUGACAACAACAACAGCAAAGAAAAAGAAAGAUAUGCAAGCGUUUUACAUUUUACUAACCGUCGCGACGGUCGCACUCGGAAGUGCCGCGGCCGCCACGCUGCCAACAUCCGGCCCCACAAGCGAGCAGGAGGCGGAAUUUGGGACCACCUCCUCUAGCGUCUUAGAGCUAGACACAGCAUCACAGACGCCAUUUGGCGGCAUCGCCACGUGCAGCCUGAGCUCAGCCGAGCUGAAUAUUUGCAUACGCGGGCUAUUUGACUCGAUCGUGCCUCAAUUGAAGUAUCAGGGUCUGUCGGAAUAUAGCAUGGGCUCAAUCGAUCCGUACUUCUAUAAGCGCGGCAUCUUUCGGUACUCGAACGACGGCAUACAGGGCGGCCUGCUCAUAAAGAACAUGGAAAUUUAUGGCAUCAGUGGGCUGAAGGUGAACACCGUAUCAUCCAAUUUCACGGACAGCGGCUUUGUCAUCAAAUUGGGCGUGGAGCUGCCACAGCUGAAGGCCGGCGGUUACUUUAAGGCGGAUGUCAAGUUCGGCGGCCUGCGCCUGGUGCCCAAGGGACCAUUCAACAUUACCAUUGAUGACGUGAAGGCUACGAUUCUAACCGAUGGACACAUUGAGCAGCUGCCCAGUAGCCAGCAGCGUUUGAGUUUGCAUCGCCUGAAUGCGAAUGUGAAUGUUGGCAAUGCUCGGGUCUUGGCCAACGGCAUCUUCUCGGACCGCAAUCUGAAUGCUAUGAUCCUCAAUUUGGUCAAUGAGAAUCUGCCCGAGAUUACGCGCGUCGGUAUUCCCGCCACCCGUGAGCAAUGGGCGCCCAUUUUGGUCGCGCACAUCAACGAGUUCUUUGCACCGGUUCCUAUAGAAAAGCUGUUGGUUCAGUAAAGUGCUCAAGGCUCAAAUUGUUUGCAUUUUGUAGCUAAUUAUUUUUUAGUUAUUAUAUUGUAUUACAAAGUAUCAUUUAAUUUUAACGCUGCUUCCAAAAAAUUAAUCCGCUU